Messenger RNA from Kwoniella botswanensis, 1944 nucleotides. RefSeq lists its product as uncharacterized. Lineage: Eukaryota; Fungi; Basidiomycota; Tremellomycetes; Tremellales; Cryptococcaceae. The transcript has 3 exons. The record is from RefSeq and is a predicted model, not a curated record. Bases 1 to 1944 code for a protein of 647 amino acids.
AUGUCAUCUUCAACCUCACAAGCUACUCGAAAAUUGACUGAAGCAGAUCUUCGAGGCGCAGACCCUACCACAUACUCACCACCACCACCAAAAAACUGGAGGCUGCUGAACAGACAAGCGAGACCACAGUAUUAUGAAGGAUGGAAGACCGCUCUUGAAAAAGUAUCUUCCGAAGGUGAACUAGGUGGGAUAGAGCCAAGUCGUAUCCCUUAUAUCGCUCCCGUUCACGCUGGGGAACUUCUCGUUUCGCUCGGAAUCAAACCUGGCUUGACCCAACGACCUUACAUCCAACGAUGGACACUGGAUGAUAUUGUAGAUUACACCAACACCGUAAAAGGCCGUAUAAGAGGACUGACCGAUGAGAAAUCAUGGUGUGCGGAAGAUAAUGAGACUUAUAAAGAUCUGUACGAUAAUAAGCUCAGCAAGGAUUUGUUCUUCCUGCGGAAAAGAGAGAAUUUACGAGCAGAUGGUGGAGGGGGAAUAGCGAAAAUUGCAGAUCGAAGAAAGAUUAUGGAGGAUAUUCAUUUUUUGAGUUAUUAUGAUAGUUUAAGACAAACUCAUACUGCCAUUCCAUCGAUUAUGGAGGAUGUAACCUCCCAAGUUCAGAAUAGAAUACGGACGAUCCUGAAAGAAGAUCAUACCUCAGGUAGACAAAAGACGCUGAAGGUUUUGAAAGAUUUUGUGGAUACUAGAAAAGAGUACCUGAAUUCCUUGUAUCAAGGCGAUAAAAUCACCCUUGAUAGGCUAUCUGAUAAAACACAGGAAUUUCGAGAUUUACUAGACUCGUUUGAUAAAGAUGCUAAUGCGAGAACUAUGAAGUAUUUGGUGAAUUCUGGCAAGAUCAUGUUAGAUUACAUACCUUUUACAGAUCUGGGUAGUAUGGGAAUUGGAGUUCAACAGCUAGUAGAAAAUCCCUCGACGAUUGCAAGAGGAAAUGAGAGAAGGGGUGAUGACUUCAAGCGUCAAACUCAUACCCAUCAUACCAAUACAAGUUUCGGUAUAUCGAGAGAUACCAUGACUGAACCCGAAAUGCGAGAUAUUGCUAGACAUACCCUUCAAGAAUCCUUGGAUAAUUUCAAAUACAAUCCCGAUAGGAUCAACGUCAAAUCUGAGGGCGAAGUCAUCACAAGAGACGCUAUGAGACUAGUCCAUGAUGUCGAAAUGCUCUAUUCUGACUGGGUCGAAAAUUAUAAAGUUGAGAAUGGAUUAGAUGAUAAUGAUGUUAUUGAGCAUAUCAACAAACAUAGAUCGAAAGAUAAGUCUCAUACUGAAGAAGAAGCUACCAAAGCUGCUAAUUUGAGAAAAACACAAGGUCAAUUUGUCCAUUCCAUCAAGGAUUAUCGAUCUACCGCUCAAAAUGUAGUUGAUACGAUCAUUUCUAAAAUCAAUGAUAGGGAGUCUGAACUUGAUCAAUAUAACGAUGAAAAUCAGGAUGAUAUGGUGACGUCAAGGAUGGUAGGGGUAUUCCUGAAUAAGUUGAAAGCUGAUAGAGAUCGUAUUUCUUCUUUGGCUUUACCAUUGAGAGAUCAUUCGAAAACCUUCUUCUCGAAGGAGAAAAAGAGGUUACAUAACAGUUCUAGUGGAUAUAUCUCGAAGUCGAAAGAUCUCUUUGAGCCUUUAAGAGGAGCUUUGUCGGAAAAUGUACCAACAUGGGAACAGUUUUUGGGAUUGGGCGAGGAAGAUAGGCAAAAAGCUCAUGUGGCUUUGACAGCUCGCACAGACAACGGGAAGACCACCAAUCCCGAUUCGGUGGUGAAAUCCGAGGAAAGUAUCACGGAUACUGUUUCUCAAGCAGAGGUGGUAGAUUCUCUGGUAAAUAGCUCAGAAGAUGGUAGUCAAGAUGGAUCAAUGGCAGGGAAAUUAUCUUGGGCGGAUAUAGAUGAAGAUGAAGAUAAGGUAUGGCAAGCUCAAUUCGGAUCCCCUGGACAGAUCUCCUCAAUCUGA